ACAGCAAUACCCCCUAGAGGGGGGGACUGCUCCAUCACUCCGCCAAGCGGCAUCUCACUGGAGACUAAUUUCAGUCUGAGCUGUAGCAACUGGGAAAAUGACAACACCCCUCUGUCCUACCAGUUUCAAUACAGGCUAGAGAAUGGCUUGUACAAUGUGUUAUAUCGUGGCGCUAACAACAACAUAACUACCUCUUGGAUACCGCCUGGGAUCAGUACAGAUAAUUUUACUGUCAAAGUUAUCGCUACAGUAACCUACAAUUGUGGAAUUUCUGCCUCCCCAGUCUCUUUGAAAGUUCAGGUAGGUCGCUGACCAUUAGUUUAAUGUUUAGCGUGAAAGGAUGUGAGAAUAUUUGAAUUCUUUUAGUCCCUAUUAGUAAUAGAUUAAUUAUAGUUAUAGAUAACUACUUUUGACUUUUGCAGAUCAAGCCAUCUCCGAAUGUAACACCCGAAUUUAUCGCAAACCUUCGUGAGAAAUUCAUUAAGAUCAAAAACCUGAGAGAAGCGGCGCUAAUAGCAAACGCUUUAAUUCGAUCAGUUUCACAUGAAACCUCAAUGGAUUUGCAGGAGAAAUACAAGGUACUUUUCAAACUCAAUUCGUUAUUUAAAAAGCGAAACAAAACUAGUUCAUUCUGAUAGUAUCCGAAAAGCAAAGAGUUUGCCAGGGCCAAACGUGCAAAAAAAAUGAGAAGACAUUUGUAUGAAGAAAAUAAUAACAAUACAAAAAAAUCAACUUUCGAAGAACAGACAAGUAUAAUGCAUUAAAUAUAUCAACAUACUUUUGAGAAAAAUGGAGGCUUAUGCGUUAAAUAUCUGAUAUUUUUGCAGCACGAGAAUUGUUUCGUGCAUUUUAAGCGUUGACUUUCCAUUAUUCUCGCGAUUCACCUUCCGUUCUGACGAAUGAAGAAUGCUGAGGAGAAUGCUUUGAAUAAAUUUCAAAGGAAUACUUACAACGUCUUGAAAUUGAGGUUUAAAAAUACAUUUCAUGGGCAGAAAUCACCAAAUAUUCCUUUUUUUUUUCUGCUUGGACGUUUUCGGUGAUUUGAUGCAUUUAGAUCAAUCAUGCCCUUACAAAUCAUUUGAUGGGUUUUAACUGACAAUGUCAUAGGGAAAUCUGAUACGUUAAGUCUAAAUAUGUCUUUAGAUCAAUAUCUUUGGAACGAGCCUCACAUGGGGGAUAUAGUCUGGUUGCCUAUUUCUUUACUGGUUUCGAUAACUUUAAGCUAAAAUCUUUGUGGUUGUUUAAGGUGAUGAACGACAUCCUUGAUAAAAUUUCGCCCUUGGAAACGAAAACUGUCUUCGACCUGCUUCAAAAGUCAUCAGUUAUCGGCUCUGCUCUUCAGGUUGGGGAGAAAGUGCCCCAUCAGUUUUUGGUAAGUUAAUUACGUAAUAUUGUUUGGGGCUGGAAUAGCGUUGGUGGUUACGUCAAGUUUUCAUACCGUGAAACUAUUUGACCAGAAAAGCUCAAGAAAAACAGCAAUAACAACAACAGCAAAGACGAAGAAAACGGAAAUGAACAAGCAUAAAAACAAGCAACUAUUGCGUUAUCAAAUGAACCAACCUAUAGUUUUGUACAUACUUUAACUAAUUCGCCACAAAUUAUCUCUAGGACGGUCAUAGGAAAGAAAUCUGAAAGCAAGCAUUUUUAGCUUCAUUUAAAUUAAUUUGCACUCCACAGAAUUUCUCCUUAUCUGCUAUCAGUUCAAUGACGUCACGACUAUGGUCUCUUGCCCAGAAACAAGACGUAGCAGACAUACCACUGACGAAGCAAUCAGCAGAAAACUUGGCUUCAUGUCUUAAUAGCGUGUUGAAGGCAGCAGCAGUGAUUGCAUCAGAAAACUUCAAAUCAAGUUUUCAACAACUGGUACUGUAAUGUACAUUAGUCUUUAUUCAUUGGCGAAUGGUCCAUUGAUGAUUAUUGUAAACUUAACCGUUACUCCCUUCUUCAUUCAUAUUUGGGACCUUUUAAGGUUUGUUUGUAUGUAUGUUUGUUUUAAGCUUGCGAAAAUCCAUAGUUUGCUUACAUUAUAUGGUUAUUUAUGAAAUUUCUACAGGGUAAACUACUGGUGAAGAUUUCAAUGAAGGCCCUCGAGAAAGUUGCAGACUCAGUGUUGGCCUUGACAGUACCUGAUGAAAGAACGAUAUCAUUCACAGCGGGACAACUAUCCAUGACACUCGGAAGAUACAGCCUUCAUAGACUUUCAGGACUGAAAAUAAAAGCAGGAAAAGGCCAGUUUAUCUUACCGUCUAAAAGCCAAAAGUUACUCUCUGGAGUGAACAAAACAAGUUUUGUAAAUGUUCAGGUAAGUAUUCCUGCCCUUCAGGCAAAUUUCAAUCCAAGGUUUUUUUUUUUUUUGCAGAUACCGACACCAGUCAAGUUAAAAUAGCACUUAAAGGUUGCUUAUUACCUCCAGCAAUCAUAUUUCUUGUUUUGCUUUUGACGUGUUCAACUCUGGCACUUGGGCAACAAAAAAGAAUCGAGUCAUGUGACCGAAGUGGCCACAUGAAUGUUAUUUAUUUUUCGUUGUUUUUCAAAUAUAUUUUCAGUUUUAUUUUGAUCUCAACUUAUGAUAACUUAUGAUUAAUAGUAAGACGGAGUACCAUGUUUAUGUGUUCAAUUAUAGCAGUCCACAAAAACGAACAAGCAAAAUUCUUAAUUAUUCUUCUUUUAGAUGCUCUCAUUUUCUUUCAAUCCUUACACUUGGGACGCCACAAAGGAGCGAGUUAGCUCUGAUGUUGUAACCCUGCUCUUGAAAAAUAACAAUAGCGAGCUUAUUAAAGUAUCAAAUCUUACGGAAGACAUUGUUAUCGUCACGCCUUUAAAACUUCAGAAAAUCUCUGCUUCAGAAAAGUCAUGGUAUUUCACAAAGAACGAUGAUCUACGUUUCCACGAGAUAAACGUCAAGUAUGAAAACACCCUGCUGAUGCUGGAAAUCAAACCUCAAGAUCCAACCGUACAUCUGUUUGUCUAUAUGCGUUUUAGUCAGCGACCAACAACUCAAAACUACGACUUCAAUGCUAGUAUCUCUUAUGACAAAAAGUGUGUCUGGAUGAUAAGUGCUCAUAACAAAAGUGAAGGGCAAACAGUUUGCUCCUUGAAUCCACAUACACCGAUACAAGUUCUGGCUGAGCGUCCCGGGAAGUACUUUCUCGGCUUAAAAAAUUACAAUGCCACAGUGAACUUAUCUCAUAAAAGGGAGAAAAGAUCUUGUCUUGGUGGAAGGCGAAGGAAGCGCUCCUGCGUCGAAGUCAAAGAUCCACCACCCACCCCACCCCAGAGUGAAAAUGUCCCUGUGAUGCCAGUUUAUGAUUCCACAACAGACCAGAACUACACUCUGAAGGUGACCUUGGGUAGUUGUGUUUACUGGUCAGAAAAUUUUGACACGUGGAUAUCAUCUGGCUGUCGGGUAAGUGAAAAGUUAAGGGACGAUUUUCAGGACAAUCUUUUUUUUUUAUAAUUUGACAUUGUAUUCGACAAAGUUCAGAUGAUUUGAGCUUUCCUGAGUAUUGUUUGCAAAAGCAAGUCGUCUUGUGGUAGUCUUAACUCAUUAAGCUUAUCAUUGAAUUCAGGCUAAUCUUUGACUAGACAAAGUCGAAUCGAUUUGAUAACCAGCUGGGGCCUAGCAGCGCCUUGAAACAGAAAAGAUACAGUGUGAUCAGUUUUGACAGCCAAAAUGAUAAUUUUUAUUGUUAACAUCUUCCUUGUAUUUUAUAAUUUCAGGUUUUAGCAGAAUUAAAUGGAUUUUUAAACUGUAGCUGUAGCCAUUUGACGUCAUUUGGGGGAAGUCUCUUAGUCGAACCGAAUCCUAUUGACUUCGACAAGGUUCUAGUCGAGUUUCAGCAGUUAUCAGAAACUGGAAAUAUUGCAGUAAUCGUGGCUAUUGCGGUGGUUUUAUUGUGUUAUAUGACUGUGCUUGUUAUCGUAAGGAAAUUCGACAAGGAAGACGCGAAAAAUGUAAGUGUCGAACUAGAUUUUGCUUAGGACCAUUGUUUUAACAGAGCAUGCUCUCCAGUAUAACCCUUUCACUUUCAUGAUCUGGUCGUCAAUUCUCUCCUCCGGUUGCCAUACAUCUUUUUUUUUUUUUUUUUUUGUUAAAAAAGUCAUGAAAAGUUGCUUAUAGAUCAAGAUAACAACUUCUCCCUGAUAAAUUUGAAUAUUCUCAUAACCUUGUACCUGGAUAGUGCGCGGACAUUUUUGGGAGAAGUUACAUGUUGAAAAUCUUUGGGAGUUAAACGGUUUAAAUAAAAAAGGUUUUAAUGUUGAUAACAUAAUUAGUUUUCAAGGAUUUUUGAGAUUGAAAUUUUAACUUGAAACUGCGUUGAGCAUGUCCUUGAAAAAAAAUAAUGUUUAAAAGUGAAGUGACAGCUAAUUAAAUUAAACUGUUUACAAAGUUUACGGGUUUUUUUUCUCUUUUUGGAAUGGGACAAAAAGGCGAAUUAAGAAUACAAAUUAGCUAGCUGUGUUAAGAACUCAUGGUGUAUCAUGUUUUUCUAGAGGGAAUUACCGAUCCAACUUCCAUCAUCUUCAAGCAGCACCUAUGAAUACGUUAUAGUGGUUACCACAGGGGCUUGGAAAAACUCCAGCACGACUGCUCAUGUUGCUUUGGAGAUCUACGGUUCUGAAGGAAAGAGUGGUAUUCUUCAGCUUAGCCAAGAAGAGCCUGGUGCAGUUCAAACGUUAUUCUCUCGAGGUAAUUCAGAUGUUUUUGUACUUUAUGUUAACAAAUCGCUUGGUUCGAUUCAAGAAUUACAGAUUGGACAUGAUAAUUUUGGAGAUGAUCCCUCUUGGUACCUGGAGGAAAUUGUCAUUCGGGACGUACAAUCCAAGCAGUCGUGGAAAUUCAUGGCCAAUCAGUGGUUUGCUCUUGAGCGCGGAGACGGGCGCAUCGAGCGAAUAAUCGACAAGAACUCAAAUCAUCUGGAUUUUGGCGAUGAAGUUGCAAGACGUUGGCGAAGAGGCCUCGCGGAGUGGCACAUUUGGAUUUCAGUGGCAGCCAAGCUAAGAAAAAGCCACUUUACAAGAGUGCAGCGGCUUUCUUGCUGCCUUUCAGUACUUUUGACAUCCAUGUUUGCUAACGCGAUGUUCUAUAAGUUAGAAGGCAAAUAUGAACAGCCUAUCCAAGUCGGACCGCUGAAAAUGUCGUGGAGACAAGUGGUGACUGGAAUUGAAAGCGCGCUCCUUGUGACGCCCAUAAACAUUGUCAUAGUGUUUCUGUUUCAGAAAGGAGCUGAAAAGUCUGCGAAGAACAAUGACCAUUGUCUCAAAGGUACCCUGAUCUGUGGUGUCGCUUGGUGUUUGUUAUGUUUUUCUUGUACUGUUUCGGCUGCGUUUUCAAUUUCCUACAGUCUAAUUUGGGAAAAGAGUGUCAGUGAGCAGUGGCUGUCUUCGAUGUUUAUUUCAUUCGCACAGGAUGUAACAAUCAAGGAACCAGUAAAAGUGUUCUUCACAGCUUUAACAUUCGCGGCCAUUUUAAAGAUAAAGGCGAAGAGAUCAAAAGUACACGCCUGCGAAGGCCCUCAGCAAGUUAAAACUGGGUACUAUAAGAAACAUUUUUGGGCACUGAAAUUAUCAGAGGUGGAAGAGAUGAGGAGACGACAAGUUAAGAAACAGAACCUGGCACGUUAUUUCACAGAGUUGGGUUUAUACUUGGUCUUCGCUUUCUUGCUUAUGGCAGUGUGUUAUGGAAACCGAAAUGACCAUCGUUACUUCAUGACGAAAUCAAUCCGAGAUGGACUACCAAACUUUGACAAGGUGAGUAGACAUUAUUUCAUUACCAUAAUUCCGUUGCUAAAACUCGCGUGUUAAAGCGGCUACCUCAUACAAACAUACUAUUUAAGGGGUUGGGUACCAUGGGAAUGAGCACGUGGGAAUAAUAGUCUACAGCAUGCCCAUAAAUACUAACUCGUUUGUGUGACUCAAACCGGUUCUACUCAUCUAUGCAUACUAUACUGUACUUAAAAAGUAUAUAUAUAUAUAUAUAUAUAUAUAUAUAUAUAUAUAUAUAUAUAUAUAUAUUUCUAUUUCUAUUUCUAUUUAUUCAUUUAUUUAUUUAUUUAUUCAUUUAUUUAACCCAAUGAUCUUCUAAUAAUCCAGGUGACAAACAAUACAAUGUACUGGAACUGGUUACAGCGUGUUUUCAUCCCGGGAGUGUUUUCUUGCAGAUGGUAUAACGGUCGAAACGAAGAGCAAACAAUCUAUAUUGGUAAUAAACACUCUCUUCUUGUCGGAAUGGCUCGAGUACGGCAGCUUAGAGUGAAAGCGAGUAAGUUUUUUCCAUUCUUACUUUUUUUGCAUUUCAGUGCUGCUGAACAUUGUAACAAUUGUCUAAAGAAGUGUUUACAUAGCUAGGUUUUGUUUAUGAACGUUAUUUAAAUUUGGGUUUUAAUGGUGGCGUUCCUUUGUUCCGUAGGCAAAUGCUACUUUGAAUGAUAAUAACGGAAAUGUCCAUGUCUAUUUAAAAGUACGAAAUUUGACAAACCGCUGAGUGAAAUGGAUACCAAAACAAACCUUCUGAUUAUGACCAUUUGUUUUCUAACUUUCAGCUCAAUGCAAAGUCCUAAAUUAUAUGGAAACAUCGUUCCAAGAAUGUUUCAAGGGAUACUCUACAGAGAACGAAGACAAGACCGCCUACAGCAAACCUGGCUGGAGGCCUGUCGACAAUGCUUCGAGGAAUGACGAGUUAUUACUACUUUGCCCGCAGCCAUGGCGAUAUCAACAUGCCAAGAAAACCGACACUACGCCCAGGUGGGGACAGUUCUCCUUUUAUGAUGGAGGAGGAUUUGUAGCAGACCUUGGGUAUGAAAGCCAUACGGGAUUCAGCAUAAUAACAAGUUUACAGAACAACGGUUGGCUCGACAGAAAAACGAGAGUUGUCCUGGCAGAGUUUUCGACAUUCAAUCCGUCGGUGAAUAUUUUAGGUGUUGCCACAUACUUCUAUGAAGUUGAUGCAUCUGGACUGAUAGCAGCCUCCAUGCAAACUCGUGUUCUUUCACUUGAUUCUACGGGAACACCCUCCCAUCAGUUUUAUUUUAUUUGCUUGUUUCUGUACAUUGUAUUUGUUUUACUGUAUUUUGUUAGAGAAAUUUUCAGGCUUUACAAUCAUCGUUUUCGAUAUUUCAAGCUCAUGUGGAAUUGGAUCGAGAUAUUCCAAAUUGUCUUCUCUCUGAUUGCCGUGGUGAUGUACAUAAUACGACAAAGUAAAGUCAUGUCAACCAUGGGCAAACUGCAUAGAAACAUUUACCAAAAUCUAAGUUUCCAAGAAGCUAUCACUUGCCAAGAAGUGGAAAAUGUCGUACUUGGAAUUCUCUCUUUCAUCGUCACCACCAAGCUAUUGCGGAUCAUUCGCUUCAACAACUAUGUUGUUCUAUUCUCCAAGACAUUGAAGACAUCUGCACGAUCUUUGUCAUCCUUUAGCAUCGUUUUAUCCAUUUUCUUUGUGGCAUUUUUGCACUUCGGUGUCUUGAUGUUUGGCUCCGUAACUGAGCGCUACUCUUCGGUUCUGAAAGGAGCUUAUUUCCAACUCGAGCUAACUCUUGGGCGAGUGAAAGCUAGACCAAUCAAUGAAUUGGCACAGGCUAACACCAUAUACGCCAAAAUAUUCGCCUUCCUAAUUCUCUUCACUCUGACCAUUCUCUGUAUGAACUUCUUUAUCGGCAUAAUCAACGAUGCUCUUUUGGAUGCUAAGAACAACGUGAGCGAAAGUGAACUGUAUGAACUUAUCGUUGAGAACCGUUGCUCGAGCUCAAAAGAGAGAACAAAAUUUUUCGAUGCCAUCAGUAAUACAUUGAAACAGUCGAGGACCUCCAAAACGUUGGCAGAAGUGAAGGACAAAGAAUUAGGAAACGUUGGCCUUGACCCCAAGAACAGUUCCAAUCUCAACUUUGAUUUAACAAGUCAAACUGUCGUAGCUUGGGGGAAGAAACGAUCUAGAGAAACAAUAGAUAAACAGCAAUGCAGUAAAGGGAGACAAGCAUUGUUCGACAAGAUAAGCAACAUGUUAAGAUCUCUGAAAAGUGAAAGCAAUGACGACUGCAGCAAACGUGUAGAAAAAAAGAAAGUAAGAUUUCUAGAGGAUGUCGUCGAAUCUUCCCUCUGUAAAUUACGGAGGAGACAGCAUGACCUGUUACAGCGGCUGGAGAGUAUUGUUUCAGGUUUCACAACGGAAGACGAAGAAUUUGAUUAUUUAUUAAAAACAGCAGAGGCUCAUAACCACUAG
Messenger RNA from Pocillopora meandrina, 8215 nucleotides. The record is from the annotation of a GenBank genome assembly. Lineage: Eukaryota; Metazoa; Cnidaria; Anthozoa; Scleractinia; Pocilloporidae.